Armigeres subalbatus is the source of this 3799-nucleotide messenger RNA. It is a transcript of the gene S6kII, whose product is annotated as ribosomal protein S6 kinase 2 beta. The transcript is spliced from 9 exons. Gene Ontology annotation, molecular function: ATP binding; magnesium ion binding; protein serine/threonine kinase activity. The coding region runs from base 915 to 3410 and encodes 831 amino acids. Lineage: Eukaryota; Metazoa; Arthropoda; Insecta; Diptera; Culicidae. Gene Ontology annotation, biological process: peptidyl-serine phosphorylation; intracellular signal transduction. The record is from RefSeq and is a predicted model, not a curated record.
GGAGAGUAUACGAUAGACGGAACGGUUGUUAGGAGCGGGUGAAGCGCGAUUGGAUGUGUCUUUUUAUUGUGAUUGCGGACGGGCAUAGUGGCAGUGGAGUGGUAUCUGUUAGAGCUAGGGUGCGGUGCGCAUUCGGUAGUCAUCAUCAGCAGCUUCUGAUAUAUCUGCGACGCGAACACCAGCAAGCAAGUUACUCUUACUCAUCAAACAAUCACCAACCAGUCCAGAAGGACAUCGAGGGAAGUGCUGCAGUUUUUCCCAUUUCGAAGCAUUUCGAGUGGACCGGACUCAGACGGGUGAAUCCGGGGACAAGGUCUAAUCGCGAUUGUGUGCUCCUCUAUUAGGUGGAGGUGUAUGUUUUAUUGUGUUGAAAACUUGUGCUGCGAAGUGAGAAGCUAAUAUUUUAAUUAUCAAUUAGCAUACGGUGCGGAACAUUGCGCGGGGUGUCGACGUCGGUUUCACGUAGCAGAUUUUGUCGAAGUUUGGACGUGUUAGGGGAAGUUGUCGGAAAAUAAGUGUCGUGCAGUGGAGCUCUUUGACUUCACAUCUGUUUCAAGUGCACCGAGCAGUGAAAAUCCUUGGUUUGUCUGGGUUUAGCAGAUGAAGGUUACGGUCAUGCAACAGGGAGAAAAAGUAACAUUAAUACAAACAUUCAAUUAGACACAAAUUAUUAGUCAACGAGAUACUCUGAGUUUGAUCGGUUUUCGGAUCAGAAAAACGUCGAACAGACCGAGCUUCAUACUUCACCUAUAAAUCAUUCCCGGUCGGUACAGUGCGAGAUUGAUAGUGCUUUCCGACGAGUGCGGUUCGCUCGAUGAAUAACAGCGCUGGAGCAGAUCGUUUCCGUUGUCCAGUCCUACCGCCAGCCUCCCGCCAACAAGCUGAGUAACAUUAGAGUGUCGCAGCAGUCUAGAAUGCCAUUGGCCAACUCGGUGGACCCAUGGAGAGAGAAAGUCCCACUCAAUAUCGUCGGUAUCGAGUCAUUGUCACAGGACAAUGUCGAGAUGGUCGUCGAUGAGAGUUACGAGCAGCUGCACGGUCAGCAGGCGCCACAGCUUGACCCGGGCGGGCAGCACAUUCAUCAUCACCACCCCCAACCGUACGGUGAGCCAACCAGGGGUGGCGAUGGCAGCAGCGGUGACGCUACAUCGGAGAUGAUGGACAUCGAAGGGAUGGACCUUGAUCCGGCAGAUAGCACUCUGAAGUCGACCGACGAGCAGGAGUUUGAUAUCCGGGAUGUGGUACGUGAAGGUCACGACAAAGCUGACCCGUCGCAGUUCGAAUUGCUCAAGGUCUUAGGCGAAGGCUCGUUCGGGAAAGUAUUUCUAGUUAGGAAAAUUGUCGGCAAGGAUGCCGGUACGCUAUAUGCAAUGAAAGUAUUAAAAAAAGCCACCCUGAAAGUGAAGGAUCGGGUUCGAAGCACCAACGAGCGUAACAUCCUUGCCGACGUGGGGCACGCAUUUAUCGUUAAGCUGCAUUACGCCUUUCAGACGCCAGGAAAGCUCUACCUGAUACUGGACUUCCUGAGGGGCGGUGACCUUUUUACACGGCUCAGCAAAGAGGUGAUGUUCACCGAAGAAGAUGUUAAGUUUUAUUUGGCUGAACUGGCACUCGCCCUCAACCAUCUGCAUAGUUUAGGAAUCAUAUAUCGGGAUUUGAAGCCGGAAAAUAUUCUGCUGGAUCAGGAUGGUCACAUAGCGCUUACUGAUUUCGGAUUGUCAAAGCAGCCACUGGACGGUUCCAAAACAUACAGCUUUUGUGGAACCGUAGAAUACAUGGCUCCGGAAGUGGUGAACCGGAAAGGGCACACAUUCGCUGCCGAUUGGUGGUCAUUUGGAGUCCUAAUGUUCGAGAUGCUGACCGGAAACCUGCCAUUCCAUGGCAGUAAUCGAAACGACACCAUGAACCAGAUCCUAAAAACCAAACUGGGCAUGCCGGAGAACCUGAGUCCGGAGGCGCAGAGUUUGCUGCGUGCCCUGUUCAAACGGAACCCACAGAACCGGUUAGGGGUUGGCCCGAACGGAAUCGACGACAUCAAACGGCAUGAAUUCUUCGCCAACGUCGACUGGCACGCAUUCGAGCGCAAGGAGGUGCGGCCGCCCUUCAUUCCGGCCGUGUCGCGUGACGAUGCGUUCUACUUCGACUCCGAAUACACCAACAAGUCGCCAAAAUUGAGUUGUUUCAGGGAUUCACCGGGAGGACCGGUAAGUGCGAGUGCCCACGAGAUUUUCCGUGGAUUCAGCUUCAUAGCGCCGGGGCUGCUGGGCGACGAUACGCCGAACUUUGCGAAUGGCACCGGCAGUUUGAUGAAUCAACAGCCGGCUUCGAGGUCACCAUUCUCCAACGAAAUACCCGGCGUUAAACCGGGAGCUUUCGGAGAUGAAUAUUCGUUGAUGCAGGAACUAGGUCGAGGAACGUUUUCCAUUUGUAGGCUCUGUGAGAAUCGGACUACGAAGAAGCACUACGCCGUUAAGAUAAUCGACAAAUCCAGUCAUGACUGCAGAGAGGAAGUGGAGAUUCUGCUGCGGUAUGGCAACCAUCCGAACAUAGUUUCUCUGUACGGAGUGCAUGAAGAUACUUCAUACGUUUAUUUGGUUAUGGAGCUUUUGAAAGGAGGUGAACUUUUAGAUCGAAUUUUAGCUAUUCAGUACAUGAACGAGGUGGAAGCGAGUGCCGUUCUGAAAACUGUGGUAUCCGCUGUAGCAUAUCUGCAUGAGCAUGGCGUAGUUCAUCGGGAUCUGAAACCCUCCAAUUUACUGUACGCAACAAUUAAUCAUACGCCGGAGUCAUUAAAGCUGUGCGAUUUAGGUUUUGCGAAGCAACUGCGAGCUGACAAUGGACUCCUGAUGACCCCGUGCUAUACGGCGAACUUUGUGGCGCCGGAGGUGCUGAAAAAGCAGGGAUACGAUUUGGCUUGUGAUAUUUGGUCGCUUGGAGUUCUAUUGUACAUUAUGCUAGACGGGAAGACGCCGUUUGCAAGCACGCCAAACGAUUCGCCGGACAUGAUCCUGGCGAGAAUAGGUUCCGGUAGAGUAGAUUUGGAAACUGGGAAAUGGCCGGGAAUAUCGCAGGAAGUGAAAGACUUGUUACGAGAAAUGCUUCACAUAGUACCUCAUCGGAGGCCAACGGCGGCGCAGAUAUUGCGGCAUUCCUGGUUGUCUCGUUCUCGCCUAUUCUACAGUCAAGCCGGACUGCAAAGCCAAGGGCAACAGACCGUACUUGGAGGGGCAUCGACGUUGGUUGCACCCCCGGGAGACUACACCGGAGGAUCGCCGGAGACUACGGAGGCAAUCAAGGGAGCCGUGAAUGCAACGUUUCGGGCGAUUUCUUCCCCACAAGCUGCCAAUCUGGGCCCGGUUGCCAUGUCUGAUCUUGCGCGACGAAGAAAAGACAAGAUGAAUCAUUCGUAAGCACUUUGAGGAUAAUUGUGUUUGAGUGAGACUGUUCUACAAAGGAGAUCGUAUUUUCCGGUCUUCAAUCGAACAAACGGCGUUUCGGGUCAACUAGCGCAAUACGAGACUAGUUUGGCAGCACCUUUGGAAUUGUAUCUACUCUGUCACAAGAUAGCGGAUUUGAUAGAAUCUGGAAUUGGAAAGUUUUUGUGUGUGUGCGUGUGAUUGUUAUCUAUUGCUUCCAAAACGGGCAUUAAUUACAUCGUUGGCGGAUUCGUUCGAAAACGAAAAAUUAAGAUGGGUCAAGGUAUUUUACUAAGCUAACGAACAAACGUGUCCAUGUACUUUGUAAUAGUAAAUAGUUUGAAAGAUGAUACAUAUAUUUUGGUUUUAUCUUGUCCAAGAAA